AUGGGAUCCGACGAACUGGUCAAGAAUUUGUCUGAUUUUUUGUUUGAAUAUAAAACCCCUCGGAUGAUAGCUCUGAGAGACAAGAGGAUUGGACUUAUUUUUCGACUGAUCCAGCUGAUUGUGCUUGUGUACGUUGUGGGCUGGGUCUUCAUACAUGAGAAGGGUUAUCAGUACACGGACUCCACCACCAGUUCCGUCUCCAUCAAAGUGAAAGGCUUUGGCUUCACCAACCUCUCCACCAUCGGCCCCAGGGUGCUGGACACUGUGGACUACACCUUCCCAUCACAGGGAUCGGACUCCUUUGUUAUCAUGACCAAUUACAUUAUCACUCCAAAACAGUCCAUGAAACUCUGUACACAGCACUACACAUCUGGAGAGUGUGAAUCAGACAGUGACUGUCCUACUGGGAGCUUUAGCCGCUAUGGUCAAGGUAUAAUGAAUGGGAAAUGUCUAAACAACUCCGAAGGUGUGAAAGCGUGUGAAGUCUUUGGCUGGUGUCCAGCUGAAAACGACAGCCAUCUUCCAAACCCACCCUUGCUGAUGGCUGCGGAAAACUUCACCAUCUUUAUCAAGAACUCCAUCACCUUCACAGCCUUUGGUGUUUCCAGGCGAAAUAUAGUGGAAUCAAUCACCAAAGCAUAUCUGCGGAACUGCACCUACCACAAGGUCCACCACCCGCUUUGUCCCGUAUUUCGUUUGGGAUACAUCGCUGAAGAGAUCAAUGAGAACUUCUCUGCUCUGGCCUACAGAGGAGCUAUCAUUGGUAUUGUGAUACACUGGGACUGUGACCUUGACUGGCCUGUGACUCAAUGUAAACCAACCUACAGCUUCCACCAGCUUUACCGCAGCCUAACCAAGGACCAGGUGUCAGUGGGCUUCAACUUCAGGUAUGCAAAAUACUAUGUGGAAAAUGGUACUGAAAUGAGAGAUCUCUACAAGGUCUUUGGGAUUCGGUUUGACAUAAUGGUGCAUGGAAAGGCUGGUAAAUUUAACAUCAUACCCACCAUGACAACUGUCGGCUCUGGGAUUGGUGUGUUUGGCGUGGCAACUAUUGUCUGUGACUUGGUCCUCCUCCAUCUCAUUUCUAAACGCAACUACUACAAGCAAAAGAAGUUCAAGAACGUAGAAGAUUCACUCCCAUCGGGGAAUGGGAACUAG
Hypanus sabinus (Atlantic stingray) is the source of this 1158-nucleotide messenger RNA. RefSeq names its product purinergic receptor P2X, ligand-gated ion channel, 1 (gene p2rx1). The transcript has 11 exons. Gene Ontology annotation, biological process: response to ATP; monoatomic cation transmembrane transport. Lineage: Eukaryota; Metazoa; Chordata; Chondrichthyes; Myliobatiformes; Dasyatidae. The coding region runs from base 1 to 1158 and encodes 385 amino acids. Gene Ontology annotation, cellular component: nuclear inner membrane; plasma membrane. The record is from RefSeq and is a predicted model, not a curated record. Gene Ontology annotation, molecular function: extracellularly ATP-gated monoatomic cation channel activity; purinergic nucleotide receptor activity; ATP binding.